AUGUCUACCGCAGCCCGCCGUCGUUUGAUGCGCGACUUCAAGCGUAUGCAGACUGAUCCUCCUGCUGGCGUGUCCGCUUCUCCUAUAGCCGACAACGUCAUGACCUGGAACGCAGUGAUCAUAGGUCCGGCUGACACACCGUUCGAGGACGGCACCUUUCGCCUUGUCAUGCACUUUGAAGAAGCCUACCCGAAUAAGCCCCCGGGUGUCAAGUUCAUUAGUCAGAUGUUCCACCCGAACGUAUACGGUACAGGCGAGCUGUGUCUGGAUAUCCUGCAGAAUCGGUGGUCGCCGACGUACGACGUUGCGGCGAUUUUGACGAGUAUCCAGAGUCUGUUGAACGACCCGAACACGUCGUCGCCGGCAAACGUAGAAGCGUCGAACCUGUACAAGGAGAACCGGAAAGAGUACACAAAGCGCGUACGGGAAACGGUCGAGAAGAGCUGGGAGGACUGA
This is a messenger RNA of Ascochyta rabiei, 456 nucleotides long. Its product is annotated as E2 ubiquitin-conjugating enzyme. Gene Ontology annotation, cellular component: HULC complex. Gene Ontology annotation, biological process: proteasome-mediated ubiquitin-dependent protein catabolic process; DNA repair; protein polyubiquitination. NCBI's taxonomy places the organism in Eukaryota, Fungi, Ascomycota, Dothideomycetes, Pleosporales, Didymellaceae. The coding region runs from base 1 to 456 and encodes 151 amino acids. Gene Ontology annotation, molecular function: ubiquitin conjugating enzyme activity. The transcript has 4 exons. The record is from RefSeq and is a predicted model, not a curated record.